This is a messenger RNA of Panicum virgatum (switchgrass), 411 nucleotides long. RefSeq names its product basic salivary proline-rich protein 4-like. NCBI's taxonomy places the organism in Eukaryota, Viridiplantae, Streptophyta, Magnoliopsida, Poales, Poaceae. The coding region runs from base 1 to 411 and encodes 136 amino acids. The record is from RefSeq and is a predicted model, not a curated record. The transcript has a single exon.
AUGGCGCCCCCACCGGCAGAGGAACCCCCACGACCCACGGCGACCACGGGCAGCAACAAAGGGAAGGGAAACCCCAACCCGUGGCCAUGGGAAGGGGAUCCCCAGGCCCGGAGGCCACCACGACGAGAAGGGGCGGCCCGACGGACGAAGGCGCGCGGGAUGCAACCACCCGAGACGAGCGGCGAUGGCCACGGCCCCGGAGCGGCACCGGCGGCGGCGAGGCCACCCGAAGUCAUAGGUGGCCGCGACACCGAGACGGCCGCGACGCCGCGGCGCCCAGGCCGGCAGGAGGCGGGGGAGGGAGCAAUCCAGCCAGAAAUGGCUAGAUCCGGCCCGGCGGACCCCGGAUCCGACCCCGGCAGCCGGCGACAAGUCGACGUCAAGGGCAAGCUUGGGGACCAGGAGGAGUGA